Messenger RNA from Penicillium daleae, 651 nucleotides. RefSeq lists its product as uncharacterized. Lineage: Eukaryota; Fungi; Ascomycota; Eurotiomycetes; Eurotiales; Aspergillaceae. The record is from RefSeq and is a predicted model, not a curated record. The transcript is spliced from 2 exons. The coding region runs from base 1 to 651 and encodes 216 amino acids.
AUGGAAAGGGAGAAGGACAGGUUUGGGGCUGAAGACUUUAGGCAAGGCCUCGAGGUUCUGGACAACGAGAUGGGCAAGGAUGACUGGCUCAUUGCAUUCGCACCUAUUACCCUCAUCUCGACUGGGGGGUUCCUCGCGACAAACUUUUUCCGGAAUCGAGAAAGCACUGGCGACAUAGACUAUCUCCUAGAGCCGCAAUGGGCGCAUGAUAAUGACAUCAAAAAGCCUUUACAGAAUGCGGUCACCAGAGCGGCCCGACGCCUGGGGUUCAUCGACGACUGGGUAAACGAGGAACUCGCCUUCUUCGUGCCGGAUCAGUUCCGGCAACUCCUGUUCGAGCGCGCCGAGGAGCAGAAUAUUGUUCUGUGGGAAGGGACACAUCUCAGGGUUCUUGCGGUGCCGUUGGAAUGGGCGCUCGAGCGGAAGCUACGUCGCAUCCAUAACAGCAGCGGACAUACAAAGCGAGCGUCUGAUAUCGCCGACGUGCUGGCGAUCCUGAAGCAUCUGCGGACGCAGAAUGAAGCGCCCUUGGAUAGAGAGUAUAUCCGAACCCUGAAUAUCUGCUCAUUUGAGACACCACCCGACCAGACAACAAUGAAUGAAAUCGCUACUGCUUAUCGAGAGCAAUAUAAUGAGGAGGCCCUUUCCUGA